GAUAGCUACUUGGGAAACGUUUCCUGUCAUAGCAUCAUUUGCCUCUGAUUUAACUGGUUGACGCGAAGUGAACAGUACGGUAAGUAUAACGCCUUUUAUUUCUCUUAGCUCUUUCUUCCUACCCUCUGAAUGUCUUGUUAGAGUAACACCUUUCCCUACCCCUCAUCAGCCGGAACACUUUCAGUUUCGAAUGUUGCAUUUGACCGUAUUUGACUGAUUUAGGUGUUUAUAAGCAGGGACACAAGUGAUUCAGUUGUGGAAGCUCUUCGUGGUAGCUUCCAAUCUCUUUUCAUGUCAUUUAUUUUUCACUCUUGCUUUUAUUUGGCUUUAAACAAAUGCUUUCACCGGUCAUAUAAAGAACGCUUGUAAACGCUCAGGCUCGAAGAAAAAAAGCGAAAACUGCUUGUACAGAUGUUAAAAUUUUUGGUCAACCAACCGUGAUCGAUACAGGACGAAGCAAUCCAUCUGCGCUGCUAACAAAAGUAAUCGUAAAUAUUAGACAAUUCAAUCGUCACAGGAAAUGAAUGGAAUUUGAAGCUAGAGCUGAGAUUCUCUAACGAGACCUAAUUAGUUUUUACUAACAGAGUUGAUAAUGUGAAUUGCUCGUGAAGAGAUUCUUAGGUUGUUGUUUGAAUAGAUAAUCACAUGAUUUCGAGUGCAAGUUGGGAUGAAUCAACACGAGUAAAUUAUUCAGAAGCUAACCAAAUUGCACGAGCCCGUAGGGCGAGUUUAAUUUGUAGUCUGAAAAAUGACCAUCUCAAAUUGCACGAGAAAAGUCAUACGAGUGCUAGUUAAUAAUUUUCAAGCCUAAACGUGACUGUUUUCUUCUUUAGUUGUUUUUACUUCGCGUCAUAGCUCACUAAUUCUGCCGCUUGCCUAUGCCUUUUUCCCUCAAGAACCUCUUCAAGCUCUUAAACCAUAGCUCUAUUGCGAAUAAUAGAGAGGUUUUGUUCUUACUCUGUUGGGUAUCGGCCGACAGCAGUAACUAUUAAGCGAAAGCUAUCACCAUAUACGAUGACAAAAACAAUUGCAAACUAGCAGACAAUUCAAUCGUCACAAAAAAUGAGUGGAAUAUGAUGCCUGAGCUAAGAUUCUAUAACGAGACCCAAACUAUGUAUGUAUUCUGUGUAAUUUCCUUUAAAUAUGAACAGCGGAGGAUUUAGAAUUCUGAUUUUAUCAGGAGACAGAUGUUUGAAAAGGUGGGAAGCGUAAGCAAACUUGAGCCAUAACAGCUAAAAGCGUCUAUUUAUAUAAUGAACUCGCCAAUGAAUAAUAUCUGAACUAUCGUUAUUCGAUAGCGCUAAGUCUGUCUGUCUAAACUGUAAGUAAAAGGGACAAGUUUCUAAAGAAACUGUGGUGCUGCGUCCUUUGGGCUAUUACUUUAAGAUAAUUAGUUUUUACCUACUGAGUUGAUGACGUGAAUAGAUUCUAAGGCUGUUGUUUGAAUAGGUAAUCACAUGAUUUCGAGUGCAAGUUAGGAUAAAUCAGCACGAAUAAAUGAUUCGAAAGCUAACCAAAUUGCACGAGCCCGUAGCGCGAGUUUAAUGUGUAGUCUGAAAAAUUUACAAUCCCAAACUGCACGAGAAAAGUCAUAGGAGUGCUAGUUAAUAAUUUUUAAGCCUAAACGUGACUGUUUUCGGCUUUACUUCGCGUCAUAGCUCACUGGUUCUGCCGCUUACCUAUGCCUUGAAGUCGGGCUUUUCCCUCAUGAACCCCUUUCAAGCUCUUAAACCAUAGCUCUGUUGCGAAUAACAGAGAGUUUUUGUUCUUACUCUGUUGGGUAUCGGCCGACAGCAGUAACUAUUAAGCGAAAGCUAUCACGCGAAAGCUAUCACCAUACGCGAUAACAAAAACAAUUGCAAACUAGCAGACAAUUCAAUCGUCACAAAAAAUGAGUGGAAUAUGGUGCCUGAGCUAAGAUUCUAUGACGAGACCCAAACUAUGAAUGUAUUCUGUGUAAUUUCCUUUAAAUAUGAACAGCGGAGGAUUUAGAAUUCUGAUUGUAUCAGGAGACAGAUGUUUGAAAAGGUGGGAAGCGUAAGCAAACUUGAGCCAUAACAGCUAAAAGCGUCUAUUUAUAUAAUGAACUCGCCAAUGAAUAAUAUCUGAACUAUCGUUAUUCGAUAGCGCUAAGUCUCUCUGUCUAAACUGUGAGUAAAAGGGACAAGUUUCUAAAGAAACUGUGGUGCUGCGUCCUUUGGGCUAUUACUUUAAGAUAAUUAGUUUUUACCUACUGAGUUGAUGACGUGAAUAGAUUCUAAGGCUGUUGUUUGAAUAGGUAAUCACAUGAUUUCGAGUGCAAGUUAGGAUAAAUCAGCACGAAUAAAUGAUUCGAAAGCUAACCAAAUUGCACGAGCCCGUAGCGCGAGUUUAAUUUGUAGUCUGAAAAAUUUACGAUCCCAAACUGCACGAGAAAAGUCAUAGGAGUGCUAGUUAAUAAUUUUUAAGCCUAAACGUGACUGUUUUCGGCUUUACUUCGCGUCAUAGCUCACUGGUUCUGCCGCUUACCUAUGCCUUGAAGUCGGGCUUUUCCCUCAUGAACCCCUUUCAAGCUCCUAAACUAUAGCUCUAUUGCGAAUAAUAGAGCGUUUUUGUUCUUUCCCUUUUAGUUAUCGACAGCAGUAGCCAUUAAGCGAAAGCUAUCACACACGCAAAUCUUCCUUGUCUUUCGUACCGCGAAUUGUCGGGUAAAAGUCCCGGAUAAUUUUUUUUUUGGUUCUCCUGUUCAUACUUUUAUAGCCCACCGUUUGUACUUUGUUAGAUAUUUUAGAUUAUAGCAUUCUCCCUAAAACUCUGAAUUAUAGUCAAACUUGCAAAACCGUAAACAUCUAAUAUAUGCCUGGAAUGUUGAUUGUCUUGUAACAAAUCACAAAAGAGAUCUUGAGACCACAGGUGACCCAAGCUCAUGUCUCGAGAAAAAGCCAACGAUGAAUUCAUGAACGCGUCACGCGUUGUGUGACUCGGUGUUAAGUUACGGGAGGAACCGUUGAAAUUUAGAACACGUUAUAAGGAAUAGUAUGGGGAACGAAAUAUGGUCUUGGAUAACAGUGAUGGUAAAGCAAGCUUAAAAUGGCAGAAAUCGCCAGAAAAUACGACGGAUACACAGGGCAUGAGUAAGUUUUAUUGAUUUUACGUGUAAAAUAUUCAUAUUUCGAAAUAUUUAUCGUUGUAAAUCGACCAUAUUUCGUUCCCCAUACUAUUCCUUAUAACGUGUUCAAAAUUUCAACGGUUCCUCCCGUAACUUAACACCGAGUCACACAACGCGUGGCGCGUUCAUGAAUUCAUCGUUGGCUUUUUCUCGAGACGUGAGCUUGGGCCGCCUGUGUUGAGACCACAGAAACCACAGAAACCGAAUGCAGUUCAUUAUAAAACAAACCACGAGCUGCCCCGCAGCCAAUUCCAACGGACCGCGUGUGGUUAAAUGCUCCUGGAAACCUAAACAUGUUUAUCGUUUCGCUUGAGAGCAUGAACUAUAUAAAAAACUGUUUUUUACUGAUCUGUCAUGAGGAGCUUCGGCCCCGAAAAAAUUCGCAGCAUGCAUUCUACGGAGGCGCUAUAUUUCUGUCAUCAGUGUAGAGAAUUACAUCAACGUUUGCGGUCGGUAGGUGUCUGUGCGGUUACUUAAACCUGUUGACUAUAAGUUAAAGGUUCACCUAAUUACUAAUACUGCAUCUAUGCUCGAAUUUCAAUUACGAAAACACAAGAAAUCUGGCAUUAAAAUCACUUGGCGCGAUCUUAUCAUGGAGGCUGAAGUCUUCGAUCGAUCGGCAGAGCUUUCUAUAGUUACGGGAUCCAAUCUCGAUCCCAAAAAAGUCCUGGUAUGUGCUAACGAAAAGUUAAUGUGAAAUCAGGCCGAAAGCUUUUGCAAAGAACGAAUUGUUUCGUCGACUCCGCGAUGACUACAAUACGUUCUGUCCCGCCAGCAGGUCUCAAGCGCGCCAACAAAGGCUGUUCGUUCAACGCCAGGUAACCAAAUAGCAUGCAUGUUAUAUCUUCAAUUGGUCUCUGUGCCGGAAUAAUUGGACAGGGAGAAAUCCAGCAGAUAGAUUCGCAAGGUCUCAAAAUAUAAUCUUGUUAUUGAUGCGGUAAAUCAAAUCGCCCUCGACCGUACCCUUUAGGCGGGAAACACCUCCAGUCGAAAUAUCAUGGGAAAUUGCAAUGAUGUCAGUCAAGAAUAGCCGUGCUUGACAAAGACAUUCGGGAACUAGUAAAGGAUAAUAAUUAUAUAAGUUAAUGGUGGAUGCCUCAAAUUUCAGUAAAAAAAAAGAGUCCAGACAAAGAGCGGUCUCCUGAUAUAAAUAAGUGUGAAUUCAAUUUUUCGUGCCCUCUUGGGUGGUGUAUACCUGAGGAUUACCUUUAAUCUCUUGCGUACCCUCUUGGGUAGUGUAUACCUGAGGGUUAGUUAAAUCUCUUGCAUACCCUCUUGGGUAGUGUAUACCUGAGGAUUAAUUUUUAAUAUCUUGCAUACCCUCUUGGGUAGUGUAUACCUGAGGGUUAUUUUAAUCUCUUGCAUACCCUCUUGGGUAGUGUAUACCUGAGGGUUAUUUUUAAUCUCUUCUAUACCCUCUUGGGUAGCGUAUACCUGAGGGUUAUUUUUAAUCUCUUCUAUACCCUCUUGGGUAGUGUAUACCUGAGGGUUAUUUUUAAUCUCUUACAUACCCUCUUGGGUAGUGUAUACCCAAGGGUUAUUUUUAAUCUCUUCUAUACCCUCUUGGGUAGUGUAUACCUGAGGGUUUUUUAAUCUCUUGGAUACCCUCUUGGGAAGUGUAUACCUGAGGGUUAUUCUUAAUCUCUCCUAUACCCUCUUGGGUAGUGUAUACCUGAGGGUUAUUUUUAAUCUCUUCUACACCCUCUUGGGUAGUGUAUACCUGAUGGUUUUUUUAAUCUCUUCUAUACCCUCUUGGGUAGUGUAUACCUGAGGGUUUUUUUUAAUCUCUUGCAUACCCUCUUGGGUAGUGUAUACCUGAGGGUUAUUCUUAAUCUUUCCUAUACCGAUGAUCGAUUUCGAGAAGACUGAUGUCUUCGGAAAAGCUAAAAAUGCCGUUCCAAACUGAAACCUUCGCACAUAAAAGGUCAUUAUAAGAAUAAUUGCAUUGCGCCGAAGCUUGAAGCCGAACGAGGAGACCAUCAGUUGGAAGCAAUGUGUAUUCUCUGGAUUAUCUAAUCAACACAGUUUCUGGACUUUAAAAGUUAAAAACCAUGACCUGUAUAAAGAAGGGUUUGUCGGAGGCAACCUUACGUAGACCUUCAUGCCACCAAGAGGCGUCGAACCUUGGCUUGAAUUACUUAAUAUGCAAAUUAGCUGGCUGCACAUUGAAUGUGCAGCCAGCUAAUUUGCAUAAACAUUUUUUCCGACGCAAAGCUCGUCAUGGUUUAGUUUCAGUAAAGGUCUAAGUAAUUCGAGGGUUCUUUUUCCAGAUUCCUCUUCGCUCGGUCAGUUUAGUUUUUAUCACUAAGAGAAUACUCCUUCAACUCUUCUGUAGAAUUUAAAAAAGAAUUCUGUCUGCAAAUACGGCCCUAAGGGUUACAGGGCAGACACGAACAAAAGAAACGUUUUUCUUCCCAGUAAGAAAAAAUGGUGCAACUUUCUGCAUUGAAAACCUGGAGCGAUGAUCGCCUUUGUCUACCUAACUUAGCCUCCACUUAGGGUUAUGUAAGAUAUAAGCGCUUGCUAAUUAUUUUUCGUGUUAUUCGUAUUUGUUUAUUUCGUUCAAUAUUUUUUUCUCGUUAAUGUAUUUUGUUAUGUUUGUCAGCGUUUUUCUUCGUCAGUUUACAAGCGGCCUAAGCUCACGUCUCGAGAAAAAGUCAACGAUUCAUUCAUGAAAGCGUCACCCGUUGCGACUCGGUGUUAAGUUACGAGAGAAAACGUUGAAAAUUUGAACACGAUAUAAGUAAUACUAUGAGGAACGAAAUGUGGUCGAUUUACAAUGAGAAAUAUUUCAAAAUAUGAACAUUUUAAUUUCAACUUUUAUGAACAUUUUUCACCUAAAUUCAAUAAAACUUACUCACAUCCUGUGUGUCCGUUGUAGUUUCUGGCCUUUCUGCCGUUUAAAACUUGCUUUAAUAUCACUGUUAUUCCUGCCAAAAGACGAAGUAGUCUUUUGGCAGGAAUAACAUAACUCUUAUUGAUGAUUUUGGUUUUUCAACCUGCAACUACUGUUGCUCUCUAAAAUAAAAGUAUUUUGAGUUGGAAAGAUAACGUAUUUGCUGUUAAAGUUAAUUAUGAAUAACACUAAUAAAUCAUAUUGCAUUGUAAGUCUGACUCUGAAAAUUCAAUUGUGACUGAAGUGGAACGCAAAAGAUAUCACGGUUUAUUCACUGCACACUUUUUAAUGGCAUACGGUCCAUUGACUGUUUUGUCUUAUUUAGGAAUAAACAUCUAUAAAAAAAGGUAUGAUUAAUCAACUGACUUUAUGAUAAAGAAAAACAACACUGACGUCAACAAAAAUUCAAUGCGAAUCUAGGUGUUGCACCAGCCAUAAAAUUCGUUUUCAGUUAAGUUAUUCCAUGCAUGUUCUCACCAACCAAGCAAGGGAUUCGCCUCCUCGUAUUUCACAAAACGUCCUCUCGCACAUUCAUACCGUUCAGCUCUGUUUAUAAAAGAAUUCUUAAAGAUUGGUAUAAAGCUGGAUGAACAUUUAUGUUAAUCGUGGGAAUUAAAAAUCUUAUUUCUUAUCUUUUUCUUUAAGAAUUUAGAUCUGCCACAACAUGCCAUUUGAAGACCUUAUACAGGAAGUCAAUGAUAACAUCGAGCAAGAGAAAAAGAAGCGAGCCAGACUGAAAGACCUGGACCUCAUUGUGCUGGACAACUCACUUCGUGAGAGCACUGUGGGUCAGCUUCGUGGGCACACACUGGAAAACAAGCGUAAGAUUUACGAUGAAGUCAGAAAGUGUGGAUUCCAGUUCAAGAUUGUGGCAGCCUAUUCUCAUAUGCCACGCGUGGAUGACUCCUGGGUCGCUGAGAUCGUCCGUGAGUGUGAAGAAGGCAAAGAAGACCUGGGUAACCUAUUUGCAUUCAGUGAGUUUAUCGACUCAGUCUCUCAAGGUAUUCCUGACACCAAAACUAUUCCAGUGGGUCUGAGAAAGAUGCGAGAGCAGGGAUUAAUCAAUCCUAUCAUAGAGAUAGAUUUGGCCAUAAAAAGCAUCAACUGGGAAAAGUUCACCAUGGAUGAUAUUUUCACGCUACUGACCGAAAGAUUCGAAUGGAGCCGAAUAAAUCUGUCCCAAGAUGCCAAGAUCAUGGUGAAUCUACGAGACUUUCCGGAUGCCAUGGUUUAUGAAAUGGAGCGGCUGUUCAGACUUGUGGACUACAUCGCGUCCAUGCCUGCAGCUGAGCGUCCUUUUGGAAUCAUGUUUGAGGAGCCAACGGGCAAGUUUUUACCUGAGGAGGUUGGCGCUUGGACUGCUGGUAAGCUUGCUCGCUAAAUAGUUGACACUCCUGUAUGUGAUAUAUUUCUUCUGGUCCCGACACUGAUGACAAGAGAUGAUCAUGUUGAAAAAACAGGUGGAGUCAUACUAGACACAAACAUUAAUCAAUAAGUGAUCACAGGGCUUGAAACAAACAAUGCAUCAAACAAAAUUGUAACGUCAAAACAAUGCAGUUAAUACACUUCUCUACAGAAUGUUCUCAUUUAAUCAGUCUUUUGGUUGUCCGUGUUGUUGCUGUUAUUGUUGUUGUCUGUUGUUGUUGUUUCUGUCUUAAUGUCCUUGGCGAUAAUACUGCUUAAUUAUCCAAGGAGCAUAUCAGGGUCAAAGUAAGAACAUGCUUUAAAGAUUUUCCAGCCGUAAAAGUUAAGGCUUGCUUACCAAUAUCUCCUUACGCAAUAUCACUAGGAUGGCGAUGUGAUUUAACCUUUACAUACUAACUUGGGUAUUUGUCAUAUUAUCGAGGUAUACGUAGGAUCAUGGAUUCCCAUGGGUGGACCUCUGGACAUCUCUUGGCUCAUGUUCACAAGAAGUGGGCUCUUGGAGAAAUGGUGCAGCUUGAAUGCCUUAUAAACGGAGCUAACGGUAUCUGGGCAAGCGUUUGUGAGGAAGGAGCUGCUCUUGGUCACGCAUGUUCUACAGUCACGCUGAUGAACCUCGUUCGAAUGGGGAACGAAAAGGUCCUAACACGCUACAACUGCCCUGCCCUGAGGGAUGCUGCAUCUAAUGUGACUAAGAUCACCACUGGCCUUCCACCCCAUCCCAAGCAAGUCAUCUAUGGCAACAGGGCGCUGGACUUAGCAUUUGACUUUGGAAGUAUAGCAGGUGGAACCGUUGGGGAAACUGACUUUGACCUGGCUGAGUUCUUUGGAGAAGAAUCCCCGGAGAGGAUCAGUACACUUGCCUCCGAGCGUAUGAUCGUGGAAAGGCUUGAAGAUCUGUUUGGUAAGGAUGGGCAGUUUACAGAGGCAAUGGCUACUGCAAUGAAGAAACAAAUGAUUGAAGACCUGACGGGCAACACUAAAGAAGAAUAUAUGAGUGCAGCCGGCAUCGCUAUGUUGUUUGAUCGAUCAGGAGGAAAACUCACCACAAAGAUGUCAGAAGUUAUCGCAAAAGCCGAAGUGAAGAGUGUACACGCCCAACAUCUAAUUGCAGCGGUUCGCAGUAUAUGGAACACGUGGGACAUCAAGGAAGGACAACCGAAUGAUGAUCAGCUGAUUUUCUGCUCCUUCUACAACGGGUUCAUGGCGCCUUACUUUGGAUGCUUCAAGUGCGAAGACACACUGAAGGCCUUGCAAGCUAUCAACAUGGAUAAUGAUGGAUACAUCGACUGGAAUGAAUUCCUGGUGUAUCUCAAGUGGGCGAUGCGUGAAUAUCCCAACAUCAAAGAUGUCGAUGAGCUGUUAAGCGUCGCCUUCAAUAAGGGAAUCAUACCCGCCAUGCGAGAUGAAGUACUUGGCAAAAAAGGGAAGGCAAGUCGGGGAAAGAAGUUCAAGUCCAAAUGAAAAAUGAUUUAGGCAUUCCGUUUUCACUGCCUGAUCCCAAACCUACUGCAAUGCUUGAACUUGCAAUUCAUGCUAUUGGGUAUAUUUUGAUAAAUUAUUAGUCAACAUUAGAAAUAUGGUCAAUUGAUCGAUGUAAGUUUAGCUGUAGGUGCGAUAUUUCCUUCACAAACUUGUUGUUAGGGCUUAGGGUUCUGGUUUAUUUUAAGGUCAUAAUCACGCGUCUGUACCAGUCACCGGUGUAUGGCUCGAUUAAAAGAAAUAUAUGUG
Pocillopora meandrina is the source of this 9197-nucleotide messenger RNA. The record is from the annotation of a GenBank genome assembly. NCBI's taxonomy places the organism in Eukaryota, Metazoa, Cnidaria, Anthozoa, Scleractinia, Pocilloporidae.